UUAAUGCACAUUCAUCUGCUGGUUGUUCAGACACUUGGAAGUCGUAGUAGACUUGGGCAGCAAAAUUCAAUAAAUUUUAUACUGAAGGCUUUGACAAACGAAUCUGAAAACCCGGUUAAGAUGGAAAAUAGAAAACUGCGCGAGUUUGGUAAAGCGAAGGAGGACACAAUUGAUUCAAUCUCUAAUGAUGGCAGCACCACGCGCACACUGAAGUCGAAGAUAAUGGAUUCGAACGCCCCAUUGGAUGUAACUGGCACCGGAACAGAUACUAUAACCGACUGCGUUGCAAAGCUACCAGAGGAGCAAGUAGCCGAUGCUGCACAGGGUAAAAAGCAGCAUCAGCAAAUUGAUGAACCGGAGGCCGGAGGCAAUCAGCAGUCCUCUGGAGGGCCGGAUGCUGCCGAUAAUGGUCAGGCUCAGGAGCAGCCAAAGCAGAAGGGCUGCGACAAGUGCGGCAAGAAAUUUGGCCUGACCGGCGGGUUCUCCUGCCGUUGCGGCGGCACAUUUUGUGCCUUCCAUCGCUAUAGCGAUCGCCACGAUUGCAGCUUCGAUUAUCGCGAAAUGGGCGCCAGCGAAAUACGCCGUGAUAAUCCGUUAGUUGUGCCCGAAAAGCUGCGCAAGCUCUAGCGACUGAGCACCUUAACGCCGGCUUGGCCCUUCUUUCAAUUGCAGUUGUUAUUGUUAUAUAUAUAUAUAUAUAUUUUUGUUUAAUCAUUUUUUUGGCAUGAGCUGAGCUAAACUGCAUUCACCACAAAACAACACACAAUAGAAACCGAGCUAGCGCAAUUACAAAACACAGAGAACAUGUACAACCAAAACAAAAACAACGAGGCAUAGCAUAAUGUACAAUAAAUCUUACUAAUGUAGUAUUAUUGUAAAACUA
Molecule: messenger RNA, 883 nt
Organism: Drosophila virilis
Lineage: Eukaryota; Metazoa; Arthropoda; Insecta; Diptera; Drosophilidae
Molecular function (GO): zinc ion binding
Source: RefSeq, a predicted model, not a curated record